AUCACUUCUUUUUUUUGUGGAUAUUAAAAAGUUUCCAUGCCAAAUCAAAUGACCCUGCUUUACAUCUUUUCCCUUCUAGAAGUUCAAAAACAUGCUAUGAAAGAAGGCCUUUUUAUUAGCCCAGCAUCCUUUCUCUUUGCGUUGUAGCCGUUUCAGCUCGUGCCUUUUGUUCAUGCACAAUGAUCUCAACUGAGCUGAACGGAAAACCACUCUUCAUUUGCAUCUUUAUUUUCUGUCUUCUUUUGCUUGGUCAUCACUGUUCUUCCCAGAGGACUUGUCCAAGCUGUGGUUCCAUGGAGAUACCAUAUCCCUUAAGCACACACCCCAACUGCGGUGACCCAAGCUACUCUCUUCGUUGUGACUCCCAGUCUCAGAAACUUUUCUUUGACGCUUUGAAUGGAAGUUCUUACCUUGUUACCAGAAUCAUGGCUUCAUUCCACCGCAUGGUUGUUCAACCAUCACCAUGGCUGCCAGGCAAAUGUGUAACUCAAGACAUGCCAGUGAGUGAAGGCCUCUGGUUAAACCAAACACUCCCCUUUAACAUCACUUCCUCAAACACCAUCUUUCUCUUCAACUGUUCACCCCGCCUUUUGGUCUCUCCUCUUAACUGCACUCCUACAAGUCUUUGUCACCGUUAUUUGGAGAGCUCUGGACAUGUUGAAGCAAAACGAGCACUGCAGUGUGCAAGUGGGCUUGAUCCAUGCUGCACUUUCACUGCAGGUGGGAUGCCUUCAGCAUACAAAAUACGGCUUCACAGUUCAGGUUGUCAAGGUUUCAGAAGCAUCCUUCAUUUGGAUCCAGAAAAGCCUGCAAAUGAAUGGGAAGAGGGGUUGGAAAUUCAGUGGGCUCCUCCGCCUGAGCCUGUCUGUCAAAGCCAACCUGAUUGCUCUGGGGCUUCCAAGUGUUUACCUGCUGGUGCAAAAGGCCUCUCUCGCUGCCUUUGCAAUAAGGGCUACAACUGGGACCCCGUGCUUGGAACUUGCUUGAGAAAGAAGAGAAACAAUAGAGCUGGCGUCGGCUUAAAGGUCUCCGUAGGAGUAAUCUCCUUUUUCACACUAGCUCUGGCAACUGCUGCAAUUACUUACAGAAAGUCCUGGAGAAAUUCUAACCAGGCGAAGCUCAUGAAGGUAAGAGAAGACAUGUUGAGAUCAAGCAAUGGUGGCAAACCAGCAAAGAUGUUUCGCUUGAAAGAGGUGAAAAAAGCAACAAACGGUUUUUCUAGGGACAGGGUUCUAGGGAGCGGUGGAUUUGGGGAAGUCUACAAAGGUGAGCUUCCGGAUGGGACUGUUGUGGCAGUUAAGUCGGCUAAAGUUGGGAACAUCAAAAGCACCGAGCAGGUACUGAACGAAGUUGGGAUUCUUUCUCAAGUCAAUCACAAGAACUUGGUCAGACUCUUAGGUUGUUGCGUGGAAGCUGAACAGCCAUUGAUGAUCUACGAGUAUAUUUCAAACGGGACCCUAUAUGAUCAUUUACAUGGGAAGUAUUCCACUUUUCUGGACUGGAAAACAAGGCUGAAAAUCGCUUUACAAACGGCUGAAGCACUGGCCUAUCUACAUUCUGCAGCACACACCCCCAUUUACCAUAGGGAUGUCAAAUCAACCAAUAUACUUUUAGAUGAUGACUUCAAUGCAAAAGUUUCAGAUUUCGGGCUUUCCAGAUUGGCCAGCCCAGGCCUGAGCCAUGUCUCAACCUGUGCCCAGGGAACCCUUGGGUACUUGGAUCCUGAGUACUAUCGCAACUACCAGUUGACCGAUAAAAGUGAUGUUUACAGUUAUGGAGUGGUGCUGCUAGAGUUACUGACUUCUCAAAGGGCCAUUGACUUCUCAAGAGAUCAGGAUGAUGUCAAUCUAGCCAUUUAUGUUAGCCAACGUGCCAGUGAUGGUGCAAUCAUGGAAGUUAUGGAUCAGCGGCUACUUGGCAAGGAGCCCUCAGUCAAUAUGCUGAAGAGUGUCAAAAUGUUCUCAGAGCUUGCAUUUGUCUGUCUGGGAGAGAAGAAGGCAGAUAGACCUGGCAUGAAGGCUGUCGUCCAAAAUCUCCAGUGCAUAAUUCAAAUUAUAGAUCAGGAAAAUGUCGAUGAAGAGGUUAGCGUUGAGAUUAUGUAAACAAACCGUGUUGGUGUUUUCUGAGUUUAUGGCUUGAAAUAUGCUGUCAUGGAUGUCUAUAAUAUCUGAAUAGUCACCCAUAUUACAAAGGAAAAGACUGGUUUUAGGGGAAUGGAGUAUGCACAAAAUGAUGCUGAGAAGGACAUUGGUCUUGAAUAGUGCACACAAGCAAAAGUGGAUUCCAAGCAUGGAUUUGAGUGGAUGGAAAGACAUAAAAGAAAAGAUUGGGAUCAGAUUCUUGCUUUUGUGUAGAAAGUAUUUGGAUGAUCCGAAGGACUAGGGACUUUGACAUAUGGGCAACUGGGAAUCUGUUAGGAUUUAGUAAUUAAGAAUUUGUGUGUGGACAAAUAGCAGACAAGCUUUUCGAAUUGGGGAAAGCAUUUGCCUAUAAAGUUUCAAUGAAUGUUGUAGGCUUGUCAUACGAGGAAAGCACUACCUAAGAGUUCACUGCUUUUCCAAUAUCAUAUGUAAUAUGUGCUCUCUCUCUCUCAACGUACAUGGAAGUGUUUGAUGUAAAUCUAUGUCAAAAUGCAUAUCUAACGUAGC
This is a messenger RNA of Theobroma umbraticum, 2648 nucleotides long. Lineage: Eukaryota; Viridiplantae; Streptophyta; Magnoliopsida; Malvales; Malvaceae. The record is from RefSeq and is a predicted model, not a curated record.